This is a messenger RNA of Thlaspi arvense, 2667 nucleotides long. The record is from the annotation of a GenBank genome assembly. NCBI's taxonomy places the organism in Eukaryota, Viridiplantae, Streptophyta, Magnoliopsida, Brassicales, Brassicaceae.
AUGGGUGGUGUCUUCUCUUUCUCGGUGCCAUGUGAUCAAUUCACGAAAUGUUUAGGUGUCAAAGCGAGCUACAUCCACAACCUCGAGGAGAAUCUCACAGCUUUGGAGACAGCCAUGGGAGAGCUGAAGGCGAGGCGAGAUGAUUUGUCAAGAAAGGUGGAGAGAGAGGAGAUGAAGGGGCUACGAAAGCUUUCCCAAGUCCAUGUAUGGCUUGAUAAUGUUGAGACCAUUGAAAGCAAAGUCAAUGCUUUGUUCAAUGUUAGAACAACUGAGCUCCAAAGGCUGUGUCUUUGCGGGUUUUGCUCCAAAAGUUUAAAGUUGAGUUAUCGUUAUGGGAAACGGGUUUACUCAACGUUGGAGGAAGUACAAAAACUCAAGUCAAUUGGGGUUUUUGAAGUGGUUGCUGAGAAACCUCAAGCCUCUGAAGUGGUGGAGAGGCCUAUUCAACCAACAAUAGUUGGUCGGGAAACAAUUCUUGAAACCGCAUGGAACCGUCUUAUGAAAGAUGGAGUUGGUGUCAUGGGUUUGCACGGUAUGGGUGGAGUAGGAAAAACUACACUUCUCGAGCAGAUCAAUAACAGAAUUAAUGAAAAAGAAAAAGCUUUUGACGUUGUGAUAUUUGUUGUGGUAUCUAAAGAUCUUCAGAUCCAGAAGGACCAGAAGAUUCAAGAAAAGGUUGCAAAGAAACUAGGCCUGGCUGGAGAAGAAUGGAACCAGAAAGAUGAAGACCAAAAGGCAUGUGACAUACACAAUGCUCUGAAGAAGAAGAGGUUUGUGCUGUUGCUAGAUGACAUAUGGGCUAAAGUAGAACUGGCUAGGAUCGGAGUGCCUUUCCCAAGUAGAGAAAACGGAUGUAAAGUAGUUUUCACCACUCGUUCUAAAGAAGUGUGUGGGAGCAUGGGAGUUGAUGAUGAGAUGGAGGUCCAGUGCUUGUCACAUCAAGAUGCAUUGGAUUUGUUCAAAAAGAAAGUUGGAGAGAUCACGUUAAGAAGUGAUCCAAAGAUACCGAAGCUUGCAGAGGCGGUUGCUAAAAAAUGCCAUGGUCUACCACUAGCACUUAACGUCAUUGGUGAAGCCAUGGCAAGCAAACGUACGGUUCAAGAAUGGCGGUACGCAUAUAAUGCUCUGACUUCAUAUGCUGCUCAGUUUUCCGGCAUGGAGGAUAGGAUUCUUCCGAUUUUGAAGUACAGCUACGAUAAUCUUAAGGGAGAGCAGGUCAGGUCGUGUUUCCUAUAUUGCGCUUUGUUCCCGGAAGAUGAUAGAAUCCCUAAGGAUAAACUGAUAGAGUAUUGGAUAGGCGAAGGGAUUAUAGAUGCACGUGAAGGUAUAGAAAGAGCAGAGGACAAGGGUUACGAGAUAAUUGGUAGUCUUGUUCGUGCAUCAUUGCUGAUGGAGGUUGAAGGGGCUGCCAUAAGUUACGUGAGUCUGCAUGAUGUUGUUCGUGACAUGGCUCUAUGGAUCGCAUCUGAUUUGGGAGGAGAGAAGGAUGCUGUCGUUGUGCAUGCAAGUGUAGGGUUAAGUGAUAUCCCAAAGAUUGAGAAUUGGAGCCUCGUGAAAAGGAUGUCACUAAUGAAUAACAGGAUUCACCAUCUCGAUGGCAGUCCUGAAUGUCUCAAACUCACAACGUUGCUGGUGCAAAACAACUUUCUGGAAAUGAUUUCGAGUGAUUUCUCCAAGUCCAUGCCAAAUCUACUUGUUUUGGAUCUAUCCGGAAACAGAUAUCUCUAUGCAUUGCCUGACAGCAUAUUGGAACUAGGUAACUUGCAAUAUCUCAACUUGUCUGAAACUGCUAUACCUAAUUUGCCUAGGGCUCUGCUUGAGCUGAAAAAACUAUUUCACUUGGAUUUGUGGGAGACACGUAACCUUUCGAGUAUUGAUGGGAUAUCAAACCUGCAUAAUUUGAAAGUUUUGAAACUAUACUACUCUGGUUCAUGGCGUCCCGGCACAGUGGAGGAGCUGGAAACUUUGGAGCAUUUACAAGUUUUAAUCAUGGGAUUCGAAUUUGUUUCUCCUGAAACUUUGGAGCAGUUUUUGAGCUCUCGUAGGUUGACGAGCUGUACACGAUCUAUAAUGAUCAAAGGUAUGGAGCAAAGUGAAGCAUCUGAUAUAACACUUCCGGUAACUAUGAAAAAGCUUCGUUAUUUCAGUAUUUGUGGCUGCAAAAUCUCUGAGAUAAAGAUGGUAAAGAUAAGCAACAAAAGCAAGAUGAUUUCUCCUCUACACAAUCCGAGGAACAUAAGGUUCUCCAGCCUCUCCGAGGUGUUUAUAAAGGAUUGCGAACGCCUGAGAGAAUUGACUUGGCUAAUGUUCGCUCCAAAUCUUAGAAGUCUUCAUGUUAGAGGUGCAAAUGAACUAGAAGAUAUUAUAAACAAAGAGAAAGCUUCCAAAGAGGAUGUUCCCUUUCCAAACCUGAUUUCUAUGAUUUUGGAAAAUCUGCCGAUGCUGAAGAAUAUCUAUUGGAGACCUCUACCCUUUCCAUGUCUAAAGAAAAUCUAUGUAGAGAGGUGUCCAAAUCUGAAAAAGCUUCCACUCGAUUCCAAAAGUGGCACGCAUGGUGAAGAUGGACUCGUCAUAACCUACGAAGAGCAAGAAUGGAUUGAUGGUGUGGAAUGGGAGGACGAAGCAACCAAAACCCGCUUCAUGUCUUCAUGCAAAAAAGAGGUAUAA